This is a messenger RNA of Bursaphelenchus xylophilus (pine wood nematode), 2089 nucleotides long. NCBI's taxonomy places the organism in Eukaryota, Metazoa, Nematoda, Chromadorea, Rhabditida, Aphelenchoididae. The record is from the annotation of a GenBank genome assembly.
AUGGCGAUAGUCCGAGCUGUCUACGCUCCGUGGUAUGCGAAAAAUAAAAUUGGAUUUCAUGUCACAGUAAUCCAUGUUACAGUAAGUUACGAAAAAAGUUAACGAGAAAGUGUCUUAGAAUAGCCCUUAGAAUAAGUAUUAUCAAUUUCAACCGGUUUGAAGCACUUUUAUUUUUUCAUGUAUUGAGCCCCUAAAAUUAUAUAAAUCCCGUUUUAACCUCGAAUACAGCUACCAUUGACAUUAAUAAUUGCUCAUGGCAAAAUAUACAAUCCUCUGAAUCACAAUAAAUUUAAUUUCCGACUUCUUUUCGAUAUUCGUACCCAGCCGGACUCGAACCCGGGUCGCUGGAUUGGUAGUCCCGACCACUAACCACUAUACCACGAAAUUUGUCGCAGCUUUUUUUGAACUUUUUUAAUUGCCUCUAGAGCAGAAUUUUAUGCUGAUUCCAAAAAUCGUAAAAUCGCCUGUGAAAUUUUCAGAAAGAAAGAUUCUACGGUCGUUUUUUAGCGGUCGAUGCAGUAUUACGGUAUGUUACAGUAGGGAAAUCGGAAAAAUAAUGAUACCAUCGUCAUCGCAAGGGUCGAAAACUUCAGUAACCGUCAAAUCAUCGCCCAAUAAGGUAAGAUACGACAGCUGGACGCGGUUACUUCUAAAACAGUAAAUUGUAAAAAAAUAUACCUUGAUGAAGGUUUUGGGAAAAAAUAUUGUUCGCUUUUGCUUAGCACCUUCCAACAGCCAUUUUAGUGCAAAAAACUCAAAAUCGAUUUUUUUCUAUGUCCACGGCUGACGCACUGACUCAGAAAUCGUCUUUUAAAAAGUCAAGUUUAUAGGUUGACCUUUCUACUAUACUAUAACAAAAUUUGUGGUACAAGGACUGAAGAAAAUUUCAGAGUUGAUCUCCGUCUACAAAUACGAACAUCAGCGCUCAAAGAAUACUAUUAUAUACCCAUUUCCGCCUAUAAUGUCAACUGUUGCUUGGAUUUGCAAGAUCUAGAAAAACAAGAUUAUAAAUAGGACGGAUGAUUUGACCUUCCAAAGAACGAGCAAUCAACAACAAAACAAGUUGAUACUAAAAAUAAAAACAGCAAAAAGGCUACUGUAACGAUGACUGGUAAAAACUUUGAAAGUUUGUAAACAGGGCUAAAAUUGGUGUGUGAAACGUUAACUUAACUUCAGAAUACCGCACCUAGGGUCGCUGGCUCCUGUAUGGUUUUUUAACAAAGAGAGUAGACGUCCCUUUUCAGGGCCCUAGAUUUAUCAGCGGCUCAAUGGUCUUGGAAAAAAAUAGCAACUACUCGGUUAACUUUUUGGGAGCCACUAGGCAGGUCAUGAAGAUAAAUUCGGUCGCGACUUUAUGUCAUGCUCCAAGAAGGAAGACGGUUUAUGCUAAUAUUUGGUUCGUAGUGAAUAGCUCUGUCACUACCCGAAGAGUUAACCGCACUGCCUUCUUUGGCGUCUCGUGCAACACCUUGAAAGACAGCCUACCGCCUAAUUUUAAGCGAAGUCGUAAUAAUUUCUAUUGAUCCUUUUGGGACAAAAUGUUAUCACAAGACUGUUGAAGGUGUCCUGACGUUGUAAACGUUCUACAUUAGCAUUAUGCCAUUCAAGUUCUAAACGCAUUGCAUGGCACUGCAAAAUGACCACUCAAAAUUUCUCUUAUUCAAAUUCAAGGUACUACACCAACACGCGAGCUGCGAGUUCGAUGCCUCUGGGUUUGAUAGUACUCUAACCCUACUACAGGUGAGAUAGUGUGAUACUAGCCAUACUGACUUAAGAAUUUCUGUGGAAUAAUGCAAAAAAAAUUUCAAUAACUUAGUUGCCAACCUAUAUAAAAAAAAUUAACUUUGACAUUUUCAGAGCCCCAAAAAAAAAUCAGAAAAAUCCGAUUAUUCAAAUUUCGAUUCCCAAAAUUUUCCCAUUCAGAAUUGCUGAAAAUGUGGAGUUGAUCAAUGAAAAAAUGCCUGAGGGAAAAAAGCCCAGGCCGCAAAAGAAUGGGGCUGAGAAAAAGGGAGCCGAAGAAAAGGGCGGAUCAGGCCGUGCCAUCGGCCAUUUCCACGAGCAAAAAAAAGCGCUGAGGGCCGAUUUUUAA